AUGGUCAACCCUAUCAAUGUCAAUUGGGAUGUAGACCGAUAUGCUGACAAGGUCAAUUUGUCACAACCCAACAGGGAUGGGUCAGCAACUGCUGAACCGGAGAGACUGAAGAAGUUCUUCCCUGAGGCUGUGCUCGGCAAAAUUUCAGUUCCAGCAACCAUUGUGGACAGGCACGGAAAAAUUUUGGUAGUUCAUCUCCCUGAUAUUUUGACAGCUUCUCGCAUAGAGCAUCUCAAUCACAUCACUGGUGGCUUGAGAGAAUCCCUUCUCAAAACUGUUGAUCCUAAAGAUGUCAACAAAUAUUGGAGAGAUGAUGGAUAUAUGGUUCCAGCUGAAGGAGGGGAAUUUGGGGCUGGUAGAAUUACAGUAGCUCCUGCAUAUUUCAUGCAAAGACGGGAGGUCCAACAAUGGUUAGCUGCCUUGACAACAUCAGAAGUUCUAUGGAAUGCCAUUACUGGAGUUGUGGCUCCGGAUCUUUUUCAAGCUGGCAACUCUGCAUUUUCUCAGGCCAUCAAAGAAGUCCGUCAUGGAUCAAAAAAGAACCCAAAGAACCCUGCUCCAGUGGACUCUUGGCCCUCAAUCUUUUCAGGGCUUGAAAUUAUUGCUAACCGUGUUACCUUUAGCCACAGAGAUGCUGGUGGAUCCCCAUCCCUUUUUGAUCUCCUGGUCAGUCUAGGAAGAAAUCAUCAUGCCACUUUGGCCUUGGCAGACCUCCAUGCAGAACUAGAUUAUUCCCCUGGAGCAAUGGUCUAUAUUGCAGGGCAGGGUGCUAGAACAUUCUGUUGGUCCCUGGCUUAA
Suillus fuscotomentosus is the source of this 798-nucleotide messenger RNA. RefSeq lists its product as uncharacterized. The coding region runs from base 1 to 798 and encodes 265 amino acids. The record is from RefSeq and is a predicted model, not a curated record. Lineage: Eukaryota; Fungi; Basidiomycota; Agaricomycetes; Boletales; Suillaceae. The transcript is spliced from 4 exons.